Messenger RNA from Pimephales promelas (fathead minnow), 893 nucleotides. The record is from RefSeq and is a predicted model, not a curated record. NCBI's taxonomy places the organism in Eukaryota, Metazoa, Chordata, Actinopteri, Cypriniformes, Leuciscidae.
CUCGCGUCUUCGGGACUCUCUCUCUCUCUCACACACACGCACACACACACCUCUUCAUCAGUGCUCGAGUCCUGCUGGAGUUAUUCGUCAGUUUUGCAGGGUGGUCCUUCAGGCUGUUCAUUGAGGAGGAGAAAAAGUGAGUCCAGAUGCCAGUGUGCGCACAGCUGUGCCGCGUAAACGCGCGUCAAACGCUCCAGAACUGAGGAAAACGCGAGCGAACUCCUUUCACAAUCGCCGAGGACUGAAAUAUCACGACACGCAGUUUUGGAGGAAACGCAACAAACUUGGAGCGAAUAAAAAUGCAACUUGUUGAUGUUUCGCAACGCGCGUGAAGCACCAUGAUCUCUCCUGUCAACAGGUAACAGCGAGACCAGUUUGGAGAAGAGCUAAACCCAGUUUGGAGAAGAGCACAACAUGUCUGAGGAGAACUGAGGAGACCUUCGGGACUUUAAACUUCUUCACGCUGAUGUUUACCAUGCGGACUAUAGACUGAUCCAGGAUCAGGAUCAUGUCCUGCGGCCGAAGCCGACAGAAAGACUGGACGUGGAGAGAUUUGUGAAUUCUGAUCUCAGUUAUUAUAUUAUUGUGCUGAUAUGAUGGCCUCGGAGGUGGUGUGUGGACUCAUAUUCAGACUCAUUCUCCCAGUGUGCCUCGCUGCAGCAUGUUUGUUCCGGUACAACUGGCUGUCCUUCGUCUACCUCAUCUACCUCUUGCUGAUCCCACUGUUCGCCGAGCCCACGAAGACCACGAUGCGAGGACACACAGGGCGUUUGCUGAGAUCGCUGUGUUUCACCAGUGUGACGUUCCUGCUUCUGCAUCUCAUCUUCCAAAUCACGAUCAACAGCCUGAUGGCAGGAGACAACAUCGAGCCCGACUUCAACUGUGAGUACUGA